Pistacia vera is the source of this 561-nucleotide messenger RNA. RefSeq lists its product as uncharacterized. The record is from RefSeq and is a predicted model, not a curated record. The transcript has a single exon. Bases 1 to 561 code for a protein of 186 amino acids. NCBI's taxonomy places the organism in Eukaryota, Viridiplantae, Streptophyta, Magnoliopsida, Sapindales, Anacardiaceae.
AUGCCAGUUCGAGAUCCUCAUUCUGGAUAUGCUUUCAUAUGGCUCGUCUCUUUCACUUUGUUUCUUUUUUUAGCCGCCGGGGGCGGCUGCCUCGUAAUUUACAUGAUCCUCCCUGAAUCCCAAUCCUCAUCGUGGCUCGCCAUUACCGGUGUCACCCUCGUUUGCCUUCCUUGGCUAUUCUGGUUUGUCACUUGCAUGUAUCGAAUCAUUUCGCGGGUACUCGGAUUCAGGAUGGUCGUAGGUUUUGGUUGCGACGGUGGCGGUGGCGGUGGCGGUAGUGGGGGCGGUAGCAGAGGCGGAGGGAGUCAUAAUCUUGCAAAUUCUCAUAGCACAAGAUCAGGAGGGAAUAAUAAUGACACCUCAAUGUCAAAUAAUGGUUCUGCGCCUGUGCCGACAGAAUAUCCCUCCGUCGAGGUUAAAUACGAAGGCGAUGGCACUGAAAAUAACAACGGCCGAGAAAGGAGGGAUAAUAAAGAAGGAAAUAAACAAACUCCUUCAUCGUCAAACAAUUCAAUCGCCUCUCGCGAGAGCGAAAUCCCAUUGACCUCCUCCGUUUCGUGA